ACUUUAGGAACAGGGAGAAAAGUAUGUACCUUCACGAGAAAGGUACCCAUUUCACUACCUAGACUAAAUAAAAAAUACAUCUAGUAGUUUUGUAUCAAUGUAAAAAGUAUUUUAACACAGAGAUAAACUGGAUUAUGAUAAUAAUAGCUUCACAUAGUAGCGCACUGACUGGAACAUUGCCCUGCAUUGCAAUAUAAUGUAGUGCUUGCAUUUUGUUGAUGUGCUAUUCUGGUCAGAAUUACAAUCUUGUUUCGGAAAUACAACGAAGUUUUUUAUGCAGCAAUUUGAAUCGUACAAUUUCAGAAGAGAUAAAUCAUACUAGUAGUAGAUACCUCGUUUUAUCUCAAAUAAACUAUUAUGCAUGUUAUAAGCUGUGGACAGUAAUCUCCGAAGGGGUACUCAGAGGUGACUCGCAAGCGACCCACCCGUUUUUUCGGUGUACAUUUGUAUACUCAAAUGAUAGGUCGCGAGCAGUAUCGCAGUUUUAGAAUGUGUACAAUGUACUUAGAGUACACAUCUCUAGGAUCUACAUGUGCACUGCAUUGUGCAGGUGUCCUCACGAUGUUUUCCUUCACCGUAGUACCACUUUUUAUCAGUGAACUUAAAUUCAUUAAUUGAAAAGAUUGAAUUUGGUUCGGGCGUGUGCCCGGAUUCGAACCACAACCUCUAUAAUGAGAGGCAUAGAGCUAAUCCGUUAUGCUACCAUAGGUCAAAUACACUGUACUGGCACAUAAUCAGAAAUAGGUAAGUACAUCAUUUUUAUUACAAACAUGAUUAUUUUAUAAAAUUAAUUAUAUCCAAUCACAAGCAAAUCCAAAUGAACUACUAGUGUUGACUAAAUAUCGUAUUACAAUUUAAAAGAAACUUAAUCAGAGUCAUCAUUUCAUUUCCCAUAAUUUUGGUAAAAUGCUAACUUGCAGUAUACAUGAUCAACUUUUCUUUGUGUGAGUGAAAAUAAUCAUAUCGAUCGAUUGAUUUAAAUUUGACGGAAAUCAAAAGAAAAAUUAUAUUUCAUCAGCGAAGUGCACAGUGAUCGGUGCUCGACGUCUUCCCUCUCCAUUACCUACCAGUUACGAGAAAAAAUGUACGUAAGUUAUAUUUUCAUAAUCUCUGAUUUUUACCAUUGACGCAAAAAGUGGGUGAUAUGUGUUUGAAACCGCUGUCUGUCUGUCACAUCGGUCAACAAAUUUUAGUACGUUUAUUUUUAUUCAAGUCAAGAAGUUCAAAAGUUUUUGAGACUUUUAGCGUUGAAUUUCGGGUUUUAACGUGGUUAGCCUAUUAUUAUGAUCUACCAAUAAGUACUCAAGAUUUGAUUGAAUGUAAACACGAUGUCUCUUCUUUAUUGCAGGUCUGACGGUGAGGGAUUUUAUUCUUCCGAGGAAGAACUGCCACGGCGUCGUCCCGUGAAGCCGGCAGCGCUGAGCGCCGCGCCGAGCACGUCUACUGCUCCCGCCCCAACUCCAUCCGGCUCAAGGAAGCGGAAGACUAAAGCUUCCGAAUCCGCUUCCGAAAGUAGAGCAGCAAUCAAUAAGGGCAAACAAAAAAUUGACCUGGCGACAUACAAUCGUCGCAAAGCAACUGUGGCGGCGCUGUUCGGUGGGUCGGAUGACGAGGCGGAGGCUGCAGCGGCACUGAACAACCCGAUUCAAGAGCUGGAGAGCAGCUUAACCCGAAAAGUUGGGGAUGGGUCGUUGCGGCGAACCGCAAAAUUAGACGGAAGCCUGUUCUGCGAACUUCGUGUUUACGAAGUUCGCGAUAUUAAAAACAUAUCCCCACGGGACCGGUGGACCAAAGCGUACACCAGUCUUAAGUAUCAAUUCGAUUAUGAUAGUCCGGAAUGGACUAACAUAAUUGAUUUUAUUCGGGUUGCGAAGACCCGAUUUACACAGGAGCCAAUAUACUAUCCGAAUAAGAAGUAAAUCUUAGUUGGAUAGUAUAUGUUUCAGAAAAUCGAAUUAAAGUUAAUCGUCUUUAAAAAUAAAAACUACAAAAUAUGUUUAAAUUAUUAAAUAUUGUUCGUUGCUAAUUUAUUUAAUUUAAAUAUUAAUUAAAUUUUACCUUACAUAUUUUACAGAUACCUAAUAUUUUUUUAUCGAUGAUUAACUUUAUUUAGGCUUUCUGAAACCGGCACCUAACUAGGUUAUAGCGGUAUACCAAAUACCUUAUUUUUAACUACUUUAUCUUACUGAAAAUAUAUAAUAAAAUAUAAUAUAACUUAA
Messenger RNA from Plutella xylostella (diamondback moth), 2219 nucleotides. RefSeq lists its product as uncharacterized. Lineage: Eukaryota; Metazoa; Arthropoda; Insecta; Lepidoptera; Plutellidae. The record is from RefSeq and is a predicted model, not a curated record.